AUUGCUUUGCUCUUGAAGUCGCGAGUCGCUCGAAUGAGCGCGUAGAUUUGCGCGUAGCUGAUAUUCGAUAAAUUUCGAUCUCAGCUGCGUUUAAUACAAAAAAGUAAUAAACAAAAUCAUGUUUUGCAUAUUCAGGUAAAGGCAUUUUAUGUUUUGUUUAUUUUUGGGUCAUUUACAUCGCGUCAUUAGAACGGUGCUAUUGUAACAUUUGUAACAAACAAGGACAUUAGAAUGAUCAUUAACAAUAGAAGUGAAAUAAAAUAGCUUUCAAUCUUUAUUGUGGUCAAAUAUUCACGAGUAAAUGGCGUUAAUAAAUGCUACAAGCAUGGACGUGGAAGAGACCGGAUCGAUUAACAAUGAGCCUGUGGACGCGAUUGAGAACGAACAUGAAGAAGACAUUAUUGAUGACUCAGAGGAGCGCGAGCUGGUGACAGACUCUUGCUCGACAAAGGUGCUGGACACCUCGGAGCAGCCUCGCGACAACUAUUGGGUUGUUUAUUUACUUUUUUAUCUAUUUGGCAUUACAUCUCUUGUGUCAUGGAAUUUCCUGAUUACUGCAAAUGAUUAUUGGAUGUAUAAAUUCCGAGAUGUGUCUCCAGUUAAUUCCACCCAGUUGGAAAUACCACCAGUGCGGAAAACUCAGUUCCAAGCCGAGUUUACUUCCUACCUCAAUGUGGCAGCUUCUAUACCUAAUUUAAUAUUCCUUAUAUUAAACUCACUCUAUGGGCAUUUAGUAUCUGUGAAGAGCAGACUACAAGGAUCACUCUUAAUGAUCACACUGUCAUUCCUGGUGACCACCACUUUUGUUCAGAUUGACACUGACGAAUGGCAGAACACAUUCUUCAUUGUCACCAUGGUGACUGUAGUUAUCAUGAGCGCUGCCAGUGCCAUAUUCAUCGGCGGGCUCGUGGGCAUCGCGAGCCGCUUCUCGAAAGAGUACAUGGCAGCCGUGGUAAGCGGCCAGUCCCUUGGCGGGAUCAUUGCUGCCAUCGCUCAAAUCAUAUCGCUCGCCUUCAAAAUAUCCCCCUUGCACAGCGCCCUCAUAUACUUCGUCAUAGCUGACAUAAUGCUGGUCGCGUCUUUAAUCUCCUACAUAAUGUUGUACAAGAUUGACUUCUUUACACACCAUAUUUUGAGGGGCUCUGGUAUGGUUGCUAACAGGCACAGAGAAGUGUCCAUGGUAGCCGUCAUGAAGAAAAUCUGGGUUUACGCGUUUAGCAUUUUUGCGAUCUUCGCGAUCAGCAUGGCCGUGUAUCCCGCUGUCACUGUGUUGGUCGAGUCACAUCCUACGACUCAUGGAACAGAUUGGAACAAGAUAUACUUUGUGCCGGUCGUGAAUUAUCUAAUCUUUAAUUGUGGAGAUUAUUCCGGGCGUUUGGUAGCUGGAUUUCUACUUCGACCUCUGAACCAAUGGAUAAUAGGAGCCGCCAGCCUAUUGCGUAUCAUGGGAGUCCCAAUGUUGAUGCUAUGCAACGCGCAGCCGCGGCCACACCAUCUGCCGGUCAUCUUCGAGUGGGACUACGAGUACAUUAUGAUCAUGAUCGUGUUCGCUUUCAGCAACGGCUAUCUGACCAACAUUGUAAUGAUCAAUUCUACCAGAGUGGUAGAGCUGCAUGAGCGAGAGAAGGCGACGUCCGUGAUAGCUACGAUGCUGAGCAUCGGGCUGACGGUGGGGGCUGCCGUCGGAAUGCUGUUGGUUCACUUAUUAUAAACAUCGAUAUAAUAUUAUAUCUCCACGCCCCUUACUAUGCGGGUGCCUGAGGGUACCAAGGCCUUUGCACUCAAUCACCUUAAGGGGAAAGAUUUGUUAAAAUUAAUGGGACAGCAGCAAAAAAAGGAGAAACUGCUCUAUCGUCGAAAGAAAAUUUUAGCAAACAUUUGCUACUUGUAUUCUGGCAAUACCAAUUCAUAACACAUCAGCUGUCUUGCGAUAAUCCAGAAGUUGUAAAGCGAGAAAUUAAAAAAAAGUAAACAAUUUGUUUGGUGGAAAUAAGCGCAUAGCAUAUGCUUUUAUAAGACAGUCAAGUUGCCUGUAGUUGGAGCUUAGUUUACCAAGGGAUUAUGAGCUACGAGCGACGUAUGAAUAAGAUAAUAUUUGGCCAGACAAUCACAAAAAUUACAUGAAUAGAUCCCAUGAUGGAAAGAAACUGACAUAGUCAACUAGAAUAUUCUUGCCUUUAUUCGUACAUAUGCUUAAAAUGUAUUUUAGUGUUGUCCAAAUACAUAUUGUUACCAAAAUUUUAAAUACUUGCAUUAAGUAUAUUUUGUAUUGUUCAUUUGAACGUCAGCAUAUUUACGUGUUAUUUGCUGUGUGUUUCUAUCUGGUAAUUACAUCAGUAGAAUAGUAUGUUCUUAGAGCCAUACAUACUUAAGGACUUAUUUAGAAAAUGCAUUUUAAAAUAUGUGAUUUUUCAAUGUUUGAAUAUAAGUAAUUCAAUUAACAAUUACAUAUUUAUUUAAAGUGUAGUUUUCAAAAUAUUUUACUAAUUGACAUUAUAGAUUAAUAUUUGAAUGUUACCUGUAAUUCUCAAAUGAAGUACAAGAAAUUCUAUAAGCAGUACGUACGGCUAGCACAUAUUGCCGUGGCUCGCGCGAGAUGAAAGGAUCGGCGCGACUGAUUGAUAUAGGUAAUUAAUUAUAUAGUCGCGCGAUUCUCGGCAAGAUGUGCUCUAACCGUACGUACUGCUUAUAGAAUUUCCUGUACGUAUAAAAAAAGUUAAGCCGCAUUCCUUUUGUAUGAUUUCACUGCCCUUAUUGAUUAUUUAAUGCUCAAUUUAAACAUUCCUGCAAUGUUAUAAUUUUAUUAACUCAAAUUAUUUGUUUGUACCAAAGUGGUGUUAACUACUGCUUAUUUUAACCAAUGAAAAGCUUUUUAACAACUCGAAUUAUCUUAAACUCAGGUAAUGUGUAAUAGAUCUCAUGUAGAAUAGGUAUUCAAUUUUAACUACGAUUUUGUGUAAUUUGUAUAAAUGUAGAUAAUUUAAUUGUAAUAGAUUGCACAGACGUAAUAUGAUAAUAGGUAGAUGUUUUUUUGGACAUUCAUAUUGUUUAAUUAUUGAAUUGUGUUUGUACCUGAUGUUAGGUAUUAUUUUUAAAUAUAUGUAUAAUGAAAUACAUCAUGAUAACUAAUCACUCAUUUAUCAUAAUAGGUGCUGCAAGGUUAGAUGUUUCUACUUGUCAUUAUUUGUACUUUAUAUUUGAUUUUCUUGUACGUUUUUGAUAACUAUUUUACGUUGUACUUGGUUGUACACUGAUCAGUGGAACCUCGAUAACACAUAUCUUUAGAGAAACUACAAAAACACCUCGUAUUUGCUGAGAUUUGAAGCUCGAAGGGAAGGGAAUGGCAUUUUAUUGAGUGUUUUGACUUAUCGAGGUUACAUUAACAUUAAUACAUUUAUGUAAUAAGUUGACAUAAUAAUUGAUCAAUGUUAAGUAACUAGGUUAAGUACCUCAAUGACUUCAAUGUUUUUUCCGGAAUUAGCUUUUAUUGCGUUAACUAUAUUAGGUACUAUGAUCAAUGUUAUUGUAAUAGAUUGUACUAGUUUAUUUUUCUAUAUAUUAAACUGUGAUUAUUACGUUUCAAUUGAUAUUAUAAUUAUACUGUUUAUGUGAUAAA
Molecule: messenger RNA, 3616 nt
Organism: Cydia fagiglandana
Lineage: Eukaryota; Metazoa; Arthropoda; Insecta; Lepidoptera; Tortricidae
Gene: Ent1
Product: equilibrative nucleoside transporter 1
Exons: 7
Coding region: 302-1711 (469 amino acids)
Biological process (GO): nucleoside transmembrane transport
Cellular component (GO): plasma membrane
Molecular function (GO): nucleoside transmembrane transporter activity
Source: RefSeq, a predicted model, not a curated record